AUGAUGCGGAAGAAGGGGGAGGGCAGCGAGUGGCGCCAGGUGAGAAACCUGGAUUCCCUCGAGAGCGAAAAUGAUUCUUACAUCGCAGAUCUAGAAGCCAGGGUUCAAGGCCUAAAGGAGCUGAGCCUGGCAAUGCGAGACGAAGUUCAGGCUUCAAACACUCUCCUUGGCACGAUGGUUGGACGGCUAGAAGGAGUGCGGGUGUCUGUGCGGAACUCGGUGCGGCGAAUGGAUCAAAUGUUUAAGUCCGGGGGAGGCUGGCACAUGCUGCACCUGGCGGCAUUCGUUCUCUUUAUUUUUCUGAUUUUCUAUUUCUUCUUUGCAAAGUGA
Messenger RNA from Cyclospora cayetanensis, 330 nucleotides. RefSeq names its product protein transport protein bet1. The transcript has 4 exons. Lineage: Eukaryota; Apicomplexa; Conoidasida; Eucoccidiorida; Eimeriidae. The coding region runs from base 1 to 330 and encodes 109 amino acids. The record is from RefSeq and is a predicted model, not a curated record.